Molecule: messenger RNA, 462 nt
Organism: Paramecium sonneborni
Lineage: Eukaryota; Ciliophora; Oligohymenophorea; Peniculida; Parameciidae
Source: the annotation of a GenBank genome assembly
AUGUCAAAUUAUAUUAUAUAUUAAAUUAUUACAAUAUAACACAAUUCACUUACUAAUAAUUUAUUUUCUUUCCAUUCUACUUUUAAAUUCAAAAAAUUACCUAAAUUACAACCUUUAAUUAAUAAAUUAAUCUAGUUGUUCCUCUAAAUACUCAAACAGGUAGAAGCUUUAAAUCCUAUUUAUUUAAUCCAAUUGCAGGAUAUUGCAAAUUUAGAAGACAAACUGUAAAUGUUUAGAAAGUGGAGGAAUAAAUGCAUUCAUAUAAAAACAGAAUGCUUUGUAACCCAUUACAUAUAUUAGAGCUCAUCAAAUUAAAAAAGAAAAGAAAGAUGUAACAAAAUAAAGGAAGAGGUAGAUAUCUAUGAUUGUAAGAGUUCCUUCUAAAAUUCAAGAUAUUACUAGUCUUAUUCCAUAACGUAAAGAAAGAAAAACAAAAACAUUACUUUAAAAUUAAUUUAUUGA